AAAUUAGGGUUUCGUUGUUAGUGUGAAAGAGAGUUGUAGCAGAGAGGAAGUAGGAGACGACAAUGGUGAAGUUCCUGAAGCCAAACAAGGCCGUCAUUGUCCUGCAAGGCCGUUAUGCAGGCAAGAAGGCCGUUAUCGUCCGCACCUUCGACGACGGCACUCGCGAGAAGCCUUACGGACACUGUCUCGUUGCAGGGAUUAAGAAGUACCCUAGCAAAGUCAUCAAGAAGGACUCUGCGAAGAAGACCGCAAAGAAAUCUAGGGUUAAGGCUUUUGUGAAGCUCGUCAACUAUCAGCACCUGAUGCCAACUCGUUACACUCUCGAUGUGGAUCUGAAGGAUGCUGUUUCCGUCGAUGUUCUUCAAUCGAAGGAUAAGAAGGUUACGGCUCUUAAGGAGACCAAAAAGCGUUUUGAGGAGAGGUUCAAGACUGGAAAGAAUAGGUGGUUCUUUACCAAGCUUCGAUUCUGAUUGUUUUUCUUUUAACUUUCAUUUCUUGCCCUAAAUUUUGUUUUAAUUUAUUUUGAAUGAAUGAACUUAUUGCGGUUUUUAGUUUUGUUUAUUGUAUUAUCAACAUUCUACAUUUUCAGAUUGCAGAAUAUUUUGAUGGAAAUGAAAAUUGCAUCUUUAUUUUAUUAUA
This is a messenger RNA of Cicer arietinum (chickpea), 639 nucleotides long. RefSeq names its product large ribosomal subunit protein eL27. The record is from RefSeq and is a predicted model, not a curated record. Gene Ontology annotation, biological process: translation. Gene Ontology annotation, cellular component: ribosome. NCBI's taxonomy places the organism in Eukaryota, Viridiplantae, Streptophyta, Magnoliopsida, Fabales, Fabaceae. Gene Ontology annotation, molecular function: structural constituent of ribosome.